GCUGACGUCCGGAGCACGUGAUCUUGUUCCGGCUCGCCAAAGAUGGCGGCCCCCAGGGCGGGAGCGUGAAAGUUGCUGGUGAAAGCCGCCGCCCGUCCGCGCUGGAAUCGAAGCAGCAGCGACCGUGCGCCAUGUCGCGACUGAUCGUUAAAAACCUCCCGAAUGGGAUGAAGGAGGACCGUUUCAGGCAGCUGUUUGCCUCCUUUGGCACGUUGACAGACUGCAGCCUGAAGUUCACCAAAGAUGGCAAGUUCCGUAAGUUUGGCUUCAUUGGCUUCAAGUCUGAGGAAGAGGCCCUGUCGGCACUGAACCAUUUCAACAGGAGUUUUAUCGACACUUCCCGGAUCACGGUGGAGUUCUGUAAGUCAUUUGGGGACCCAACAAAGCCCCGAGCCUGGAGCAAACAUGCUCAGAAAACAAAACAGUCUAAGAAUCCUUCAAAAGACAAAGAUUUUGUCCCCACAGAACCUAAGAAAGAUGACAAGACAAAAAAGGUAGCAAGUGAGCUGGAGAAGCUGAAGGAAGACACUGAGUUCCAGGAGUUCCUGUCAGCACACCAGAAGCGGACACAGACAGCCACUUGGGCGAAUGAUGCCCUGGACAUCGAGCCCUUGAAAGGGAAGAGCAAGCCUCCUGCCAGUGACUACCUGAACUUUGACUCUGACUCAGGACAGGAGAGUGACGAGGAGGGAGCUGGGGAGGACCCAGAAGACGACGAUGGCCACAAACCCAGGGCAGCCGUGCAGAAGGAGCUGUCCGACAUGGAUUACCUAAAAUCCAAGAUGGUGAAGUCUGAGUCGCUGUCAUCUUUGGAAGAGGAGGAGAGUGAAGACGAAGCUGUGAGCUGCGGGGAAGAGAGUGGGGCCGAGGAGGAGGCCCCUGGCGCUGCACCCACCCAGCAGGACAGAGGGAAGCCAGUGGCCGGCCCGGAGCAGGGUGCCCCAUCUGAGAAUGAGAUACCAGGGGCAGCCCGAGCCGAGGCAGACAAACUGGCAAACCAAAAGGAACCUACCACCCCCUACACUGUGAAGCUGCGUGGUGCCCCAUUCAAUGUCACAGAGAAGAACGUUCUAGAAUUCCUGGCACCUCUGCGACCAGUGGCCAUUCGGAUAGUGAGAAAUGCUCACGGAAACAAAACAGGGUAUAUCUUUGUGGACUUCCGCAGUGAAGAGGAAAUAAAGCAAGCUCUGAAAUGCAACAGGGAAUACAUGGGUGGACGCUACAUUGAGAUAUUUAGGGAAAAGAAUGUCCCCACAACCAAGGGGCCCCUAAAGAAUAGUGCUAAACCCUGGCAAGGCCGGACCCUUGGGGAAAACGAAGAGGAGGAAGACCUGGCCGACUCCGGGAGGCUCUUCAUACGAAACCUGCCCUAUACCAGCACCGAGGAGGACUUGCAGCGGCUCUUCUCCAAAUUCGGUCCCCUGUCUGAGCUUCAUUACCCCAUCGACAGCCUGACCAAGAAGCCCAAGGGCUUUGCCUUCGUCACCUUCAUGUUUCCUGAGCAUGCUGUGAGGGCCUACGCUGAAGUGGACGGGCAGGUGUUCCAGGGCAGGAUGCUCCAUGUGUUACCAUCCACCAUCAAGAAAGAAGCCAGUGAGGACACUGAUACCCAAGGAUCAUCUUAUAAGAAGAAGAAAGAAUCUAAAGACAAAGCCAACAGCUCCAGCUCUCACAACUGGAACACGCUGUUCAUGGGCCCAAACGCUGUGGCCGACGCCAUUGCACAGAAGUAUAAUGCUACCAAGAGUCAAGUGUUUGACCAUGAGACCAAGGGAAGUGUGGCUGUGCGCGUGGCCCUGGGAGAGACGCAGCUUGUCCAAGAAGUACGGCGCUUCCUCCUUGAUAACGGGGUCAGUCUGGACUCCUUCAGCCAGGCCGCGGCCGAGCGAAGCAAGACUGUGAUCCUGGUUAAGAACCUCCCAGCGGGCACCCUGGUGGCUGAGCUGCAGGAGACUUUCGGCCGUUUUGGCAGCCUGGGCCGAGUGCUCCUGCCCGAGGGCGGCAUCACUGCCAUUGUGGAGUUCCUGGAGCCCCUGGAGGCCCGAAAGGCCUUCAGGCAUCUGGCCUACUCCAAGUUUCACCACACCCCCCUGUACCUGGAGUGGGCUCCAGUGGGCGUCUUCUCAAGCUCAGCCCCGCAGACGAAGGAACCCCAAGAUCCACCAGCAGGACCUGCAGAAGAAGACAGGGCGGAGCCAGAAACCUACAAUGAGACCCCAGAAGGUGAAAAGCCAGCAGAAGGAAGAGCUGAGGAUUGUCCAGCAAAAGUGGAAGAAGAAGAGGAAGAAGAGGAAGAGGAGGAAGAGAGCCUCCCUGGGUGUACUCUGUUUAUUAAAAAUCUCAACUUCAGCACGACGGAGGAGACCCUAAAGGGAGUGUUUUCCAAAGCAGGGAUGGUGAAGAGCUGCUCCAUUUCCAAGAAGAAGAACAAAGCAGGAGAGCUGCUUUCCAUGGGAUUUGGAUUUGUGGAAUACAGGAAGCCAGAGCAGGCCCAGAAGGCUCUCAAGCAGCUCCAGGGUCACGUUGUGGACAGCCACAAACUGGAAGUGAGGAUCUCGGAACGAGCCACCAAGCCAGCCCUGACAUCCACUCGGAAGAAACAAGUACCCAGAAAGCAGACAACUUCGAAGAUACUGGUGCGCAACAUCCCCUUCCAGGCUGACAAACGGGAGAUCCAAGAGCUCUUCAGCACCUUCGGGGAGCUGAAGACUGUCCGCUUGCCAAAGAAGAUGACCGGGACAGGCACACAUAGAGGGUUCGGCUUCGUGGACUUCCUCACAAAGCAGGAUGCAAAGAGAGCCUUCCAGGCCCUGUGUCACAGCACCCACCUGUACGGCCGCAGACUGGUCCUGGAGUGGGCCGACUCCGAGGUGAGCCUGCAGGCCCUGCGGCGGAAGACAGCCGAGCACUUCCACGAGCCCCCGAAGAAAAAGCGGUCUGUGGUGUUGGACGAGAUCCUGGAGCAGCUGGAAGACAGUGAAAGCGACAGUGAGGAGCAAACCCUUCAGCUGCGAGCUGGCACCGAGAGGGGCUGCUAGCUGGAGUUCCCACUACAUCCAUCUACGGGAGUGCUCGCAGCUUGGGACUUGACCUGUGUCCUGCCCGAGGCCCCUUGGGACUGAGGGCUCUGGUUCGACCGCCAGGGCUGACCACAAGGAUGCUCACGACACCCAGAUGCCAGCCUCUCCAGUUGAGCCUAAGAUGUGUCUCUGAUGGCAGCUACCCUUGGCUCGUGGAUGGAGGACUCUGUGAAAUGCAUUCCAGCCCUGUUGAAAGGCUUAUUGCAGGCUUGGGGUACCCGCCUGCACACACCUACUCCCACCUGUACCUACAGCCUCCUCCCACUGGGAGCACCUGCACCCAGACUCGCCAGAGGCUGGAUGGUGUGGAGGAAAAGAGCCCCUGCCACUCAUCUGACCUGGGUUCCAAUCCCAGCCUCCUGAAUCUCACCUCUGUAGCCUCAGACCAGCAAGGUCCCCUCUGACCCUCAGCUUCUCUUUCUGUCAAGUAGGGGUGAUGUGCUCACCUGGGGCUUGACCACCUCAGUCAAUCCAAGUAAAGCCUGGAAGAGAUGCCCAUCA
This is a messenger RNA of Canis lupus familiaris (dog), 3581 nucleotides long. It is a transcript of the gene RBM19, whose product is annotated as RNA binding motif protein 19. The record is from RefSeq and is a predicted model, not a curated record. Lineage: Eukaryota; Metazoa; Chordata; Mammalia; Carnivora; Canidae. The transcript has 25 exons. The coding region runs from base 132 to 3038 and encodes 968 amino acids. Gene Ontology annotation, molecular function: RNA binding.